Messenger RNA from Miscanthus lutarioriparius, 543 nucleotides. Lineage: Eukaryota; Viridiplantae; Streptophyta; Magnoliopsida; Poales; Poaceae. The record is from the annotation of a GenBank genome assembly.
AUGGAUCGCCAGAGCGCGAUAUCGAUACAGAGCAAUGGUGCCAACGCCGGUGCUGCCGUGCAAGAGUGGCUUUACCCUGGCGGCUGGCAGCCGGAGCCGGUCGUCGUCGACGGCACGUUCCACAUGGAGCUGCUGGAGGACGCGCCGGUGGCGGACCAGCCGCCGGAGGACGUCGACCGGCUGAGCCACGUCAUCCGGUCCCUGGAGGCUGAGAUCGCCGGAGGAGGUUGGCCGCCGGCGUCGUACGUGGCAGACGGUGGGGGCACGGCGGAUCACGUGCCGGGAGAAGUCUCUAGCGGCGGGCUCGAGGAGUACCUGCUGCUGCCGGACCUUGAUGGCAUCCCCGGCCCGUGCGUGGCCGAAGCGCCGUUGGAAUUCUGGACGGAGGUGCCGCCGGCGGUGGUGGGGCAUGAUAUGGGCGGCUGGCACGUCGACAGCGACGGCGACGGCGUCAUGGUCGGGUACGAGUUCAGAGAGCAGUGCUAUUACGGCUACAGCGAGAGCCCACACGUUGAGCAAGUGUACAGCCCCUUGUGGGAAUGA